This is a messenger RNA of Malania oleifera, 2020 nucleotides long. RefSeq names its product diacylglycerol kinase 4. Gene Ontology annotation, molecular function: ATP-dependent diacylglycerol kinase activity. Bases 193 to 1776 code for a protein of 527 amino acids. The transcript has 12 exons. The record is from RefSeq and is a predicted model, not a curated record. Lineage: Eukaryota; Viridiplantae; Streptophyta; Magnoliopsida; Santalales; Ximeniaceae.
UCUCUGCCUCCGACAGCGACAGGGCGGCCCCACCAAACACCAUCCAACCCCCAGAAUUGAAUCGUCCUUUUCCCCCUCCUCCACUCUCCGUCUUGCUUUUUCUCCUCUCUCCAUGCGCACAUAGAAAUUAUAUUUAUAUAUUCUAUUAUAAUAAUAACACAAUUUAAUUGUAAUAAAUAUAUAAAUACCAAAAUGACAUUCAUCAACAGCCCCAUUUUUUCCAGAGGCGAAAAAUCUCCGCCGGGAUAUAAUUCUCCGCCGGAGAACAAAUCGCCAUCGGAACGGUUUUCGUUCUACAAUUGGCCUUCUCCGCCUCUGACGCCAUCUAGUUCGUGGAUGGAUUCGCCGGCGUCGACCGGCGGCGACUCGACCAGGAUCGCCGCGAGGUCCUCCGUGAUCGACUCCAUACGCGGCUGUGGCCUCGCCGGGAUACGCAUCGAUAAGGAGGAGCUCCGGCGCAAGAUCAUCAUGCCUCAGUACCUUCGCAACGCCAUCCGCCACUCCAUUCAGUUCAAGGACGUCUCGGCCGACCGUCACGAGCCUGACGGCUAUGGCGCCGCCGCCGCUGUUCCUGAGUCCCCCAUGGUGGUCUUCAUAAAUCCUCGUAGUGGCGGCCGCCACGGGCCCGUUCUCAUGGAGAGGCUCCAGGAAUUGAUCAGCCAAGAACAGGUUUUUGACCUACAAACUGUAAAGCCUCAUGAAUUUGUACAGUAUGGAUUAGGGUGCCUUGAGAGUUUGGCUAGUCUUGGUGACUCUUGUGCCAAAGAGACCCGGGAAAAACUGAGGAUUAUGGUUGCUGGGGGUGAUGGUACAGUCGGUUGGGUACUUGGAAGUCUUGCAGAACUUUACAGACAGGGUCGGGAGCCCAUUCCUCCAACAGCAAUUAUUCCACUUGGUACGGGCAAUGACCUGUCUAGGAGUUUUGGUUGGGGUGGUUCUUUUCCUUUUGCUUGGAAGUCGGCUAUUAAAAGAUCUCUUCACAGGGCUAUCACUGGUCCAAUUUGCCGUCUAGAUAGUUGGCAAGUGCAGAUAUCAAUGCCAGCUGGGGAUUUUGUGGAUCCACCCCAUUCUCUUAAGCAAACAGAAGAGUGUACCCUUGAUCAGGGUUUGGACAUUGAGGGGGUGUUGCCAGAAAAAGUGUCUUCCUAUGAAGGAAUUUUUUAUAAUUAUUUCAGCAUAGGAAUGGAUGCUCAAGUUGCUUAUGGAUUCCAUCAUUUACGUAAUGAAAAACCCUAUCUUGCACAAGGUCCAAUCACAAACAAGUUGAUCUACUCUGGAUACACUUGCACCCAAGGGUGGUUCUUAACACCUUGCAUGAGUGACCCAAGUUUGAGAGGGCUAAAGAACAUCCUAAGGAUGCAUGUUAAAAAGGUUGAUAGCUCAGAAUGGGAGCAGAUCCGUGUUCCUUCAAGUGUAAGGGCAAUAGUUGCUUUGAAUCUUCAUAAUUAUGGAAGUGGAAGAAAUCCAUGGGGUAAUUUGAAGCCAGAAUACUUGGAAAAGAGAGGUUUCGUUGAGGCUCAUGUUGACGAUGGUCUUCUAGAAAUUUUUGGUUUAAAGCAAGGUUGGCAUGCUUCAUUUGUCAUGGUUGAGCUCAUCUCUGCUAAACAUAUUGCCCAGGCUGCAGCAAUUCGAUUUGAAAUUAGAGGUGGGGAGUGGAAAGAAGCGUUUAUGCAGAUGGAUGGAGAGCCAUGGAAGCAGCAAAUGAGCAAGGAUUACUCCACAUUUGUGGAGAUUAAGAGGGUGCCUAAUCAAUCCCUUAUGAUCAGCGGAGAGUAAUCUUGCAGUCGCCACUCUGAUUUGCUUUGAAUUUGGUUCGGACCUUCAUGUAAAAAGCAUUUUCAUGGCGCGGGGCUUUGUGUUGUAUAUUUUUCCUUGUCCAAUUUAUUAGACGUUUGCCCAUUGUUUAUUAGAUUUACUAGUAGUGACCCAGGCAUACUAUUCUAAUGUGCACAUUUUAUGUUACUUUUUCGGUGUAAUGAAUUUUAAAUAAUUAAAAUCAAUUACAAACAGAAUUGUUUUA